Molecule: messenger RNA, 1515 nt
Organism: Aspergillus costaricaensis CBS 115574
Lineage: Eukaryota; Fungi; Ascomycota; Eurotiomycetes; Eurotiales; Aspergillaceae
Product: MFS transporter
Exons: 2
Coding region: 1-1476 (491 amino acids)
Biological process (GO): transmembrane transport
Molecular function (GO): transmembrane transporter activity
Source: RefSeq, a predicted model, not a curated record
AUGGCAUCCAAGCAUGACCUUGAAGCGGGCCCCAAACCGAUCACCACCCCCGAGCCUCCCAAGGAGGCUGAAACCGACAAAGAUCCAAACCUCGUCACCUGGAAUGGAGACGAUGAUCCGGAAUUUCCCAAGAAUUGGCCGAGGGGCCUGAAGUGGAAGAACACCUGGUCGAUUUCACUGUUUGUCUUCAUUUCGCCCGUUUCGUCAUCGAUGAUUGCCCCCGCCCUCGAUGAUCUCGCCCAGUCGCUGGGGAUGCAUUCGGAAAUCGAAAUAUAUCUCUCAUUGAGUAUCUUUAUUCUCGCGUAUGCUAUCGGUCCUGUCUUUUUCGGUCCGGCAUCUGAAUUAUACGGUCGAGUACGUUUACUUCAAGUCAGCAAUGUGUGGUAUCUGGCCUGGAAUCUGGGGUGUGGGUUCGCGAAGACCAAGGGGCAACUUUUUGCUUUCCGUUUCCUUGCAGGUAUUGGUGGCAGUGCACCGCUAGCUAUUGGAGGAGGAGCCAUCAGCGACAUGUGGUCCGCAGAAGAACGGGGUAAGGCCAUGGGUGUUUAUACUCUUGGGCCACUCCUAGGACCAGUAAUCGGUCCGAUCGCUGGUGGGUUUAUUGCCGAGUAUUCAACCUGGCGCUGGGUAUUCUGGUCUACCUCCGCUGCUGCUGUCGCAGUGCAGGUAGUUGGGUUUUUCUGGUUGAAAGAAUGUCAUCCGGGCACGCUAUUACGGAAGCGCCGUGACCUUCUUGCUAAGGAGACAGGGAAUGGAAACCUCCAUACUGGGGAGGUAGUCGAGACGCUGGCUUACAAGCUUCUUCAUGCGCUUGAGCGGCCGGUGCGGAUGUUCACGACACAGCCUAUUGUCCUCUGUAUGGCACUUUAUAUGGCCUACCUCUUCGGCGUCACCUAUUUGAUGUUUGCGACCUUCCCUGAUAUUUGGUCCGACGUCUACCACGAGAGCUCUGGGAUUGGAGGUCUCAAUUAUCUUUCCAUCGCGAUUGGAUCUUUCAUCGGCCUCUUUUUCAACCUCAAGCUGGUGGAUCGCAUAUACAGAAUCUUAAAAGCCCGGAACAACAAUGUUGGCAAGCCCGAAUUCCGAAUGCCGUCAUUGGCUGUGGGUUCAGUUAUUAGCACCAUUGGGCUCUUUUGGUACGGCUGGAGUAUUGGAAAUACUCACUGGAUCAUGCCGAACAUCGGGGCGCUGAUAUAUACCAUGGGUACCAUCUCCUGCCUACAGGGCAUGCAAACCUAUAUCGUUGACAGCUACCAAACCUACGCGGCCAGCGCCAUGGCUGCCUGCGCUGUGCUUCGGAGUUUGUGUGGUUUUGGAUUCCCACUCUUUGCUCCUUAUAUGUAUAACAGACUGGGUUAUGGUUGGGGCACCAGUGUGCUGGCCUUCAUCGUCAUAGUGUUUGGAUGGGGUGGGCCAAUGAUUUUCUGGAAAUUUGGGCCCCGGCUACGUGCCAUGUCUGGAUAUGCAUCUGGAUAAGUGAGGCAAGAACUUGACACACGGGGAGGGCUGAGUGAG